GAAAGAGUCUUGAUGUGUAAACAUGUCGGGAAACGAGAAGCUGACUCCGGUUCAACUGAACGCGAUUUAUUUAGAGAGAAUAGGAAAAGAGCAGCGACACCAGAGGCUUCACACCGAGUUCAGCAUCAACCCUCACAAGAGACUUCAUGUCCUGACAGACAAACCCAUGUCCAAGAAACCAACGGAGCUGAUUGAGGAGAAUUCUGCCUUCAUCGAGGCCUUCCACAAGGCUCGUCUGGAACCCACCAAGAAGUAUUCGAUGCCCCUGACUGAGAGUCAGGAGAUAGGAUGGGUGUCAGACCCACUGAUUCCAUCCAACUGCCAAGACGAGAGAUUUAACUUCCACCGAGCGAGCACCGACGUCACCAAACACACAGAAAGUGCCCUGAGGAAAUCCAAUUAAACCAUCAGGCUGCAGAUCUCCACGAAGUGAACACACGUGUUCAUAUGUAUUAGUGUAUAACACAAAACACGAAGGUGUCAGCAGCAGAACUUUACAUUUCCAUCUCUGCAAACUAAGGAAAAACACCAGCACAGGACUACACAAAGCUAACGCAGCCACCACAUGCUAAUCAUGUUAAUGAAUGGGAAAGGGCAACGCUGACGGCUGCUCAAUAUCAGAAAAUGUCACGUCACACGAGGGAGAAUCGAUGAGUCAAGUUGUUGGAAAUAAACAAAAUCCUCCAAACUCUGAACAGCAAACAGACAAAGUGAAGUAACGACUGGUGAAAACACUUUGGAGCAACAGAGUGAAGCCGUUUUCAGACACAACUCAGAAAAAUGUCCAGAAAACAUGUUCUGAAGCUGUUCUGGAGUUUGUCUUUCAGAUUUCAAGAACGUAGCAGGAGACUUGUGGUGAACACGUCUGACUCAAGAAAGAGGAAAAGGUCGAGAGCGUUUAGACAAGAGGUGACGUCUGGGAGGAGUCUGCAGGAGGCGGGACGUGACAAACUCUCCUGAGGAAAUCACAUUUUUGUUCACAAUGGCGACUGCUCUAAACUUCAAAAGCUCCUGAAUGUUGUUUUUAUUAACCCUGGUGGAAAUCUCUCUGUAUUUGUGAUCCUGCGAUAUUUGUAUUACGUUUUACAGUUUUUCAUCUGUCAUGUGUUAAAAUACACAAACAACACGC
Hippoglossus stenolepis (Pacific halibut) is the source of this 1129-nucleotide messenger RNA. RefSeq names its product family with sequence similarity 183 member A (gene cfap144). Lineage: Eukaryota; Metazoa; Chordata; Actinopteri; Pleuronectiformes; Pleuronectidae. The record is from RefSeq and is a predicted model, not a curated record. Gene Ontology annotation, cellular component: ciliary base. The coding region runs from base 23 to 403 and encodes 126 amino acids. The transcript is spliced from 4 exons.